AUGGCGCUGCAGGAUGUGGAAGGCCUCACCCCUCGCAUGCGUGCAAUCAUGGAUAGCCAGCUGGAAGCAGCACGGCUGCUGCUGGAGCUGGAGCAGCAGCAGGCGGGAUGGCGGCAGCGAGGUGCCCCCAGCAGCAGGGCCCCACGCUGGGAGCAAGCUGAGGCCCGGGGGACUGCCCCAGCCUCCUCAGCUGCUGCCGAGGCUGCAGCUGAGGCUGCUGCUGCCCAGCUGCUGGCAGAGGAGGAGCGCGAGGAGGAGGAGCAGGCAACCAGGCAGGCCGCCAAGGCCGCCAAGCGGCAGCGACAGAAGGAGCGGCAGCGCCAGCGGGCUGCUGUGUCGGCAGGAGAGGCGGAUGAGACUGCCACAGGCCAGGCGGCGGUGGAAGCGCUGGUGCCACACCCACAUGGGGAGCUGAAGGGGCACCUGCAGAAGCAGCAGCGUCAGCGGCUGGAGGCGGCAGCGGUGUCGACGACGGAGCCGAUGCGUGACCCCUUGGUGGCGGCGGAUGGGCACACCUACGAGAGAGCCGUGGGUGAGAUUGCUACAGGCCAGGCUGCGGUGGCAGAGCCGACCCCGCAGCAGGCAGUAGAGGCGGUGGAAGCAGCGGCAGGUGUCAGGGUGUGCGCAGCAGAGGGCUGCGGCAACACGAGCGGCCUGCAUCGUUGCAGCGGGCGCAGGGCUGUGAGGUACUGCAGCGAGGCCUGCUCCCACGCGCACGGGAAAGCGCACAAGGCAGAGUGCCGGCGCCUGCGCACCGCUGCGGGGGUUGCGCAGCCCUAG
Molecule: messenger RNA, 780 nt
Organism: Chlorella variabilis
Lineage: Eukaryota; Viridiplantae; Chlorophyta; Trebouxiophyceae; Chlorellales; Chlorellaceae
Exons: 5
Coding region: 1-780 (259 amino acids)
Source: RefSeq, a predicted model, not a curated record